Aspergillus chevalieri is the source of this 483-nucleotide messenger RNA. RefSeq lists its product as uncharacterized. The record is from RefSeq and is a predicted model, not a curated record. Lineage: Eukaryota; Fungi; Ascomycota; Eurotiomycetes; Eurotiales; Aspergillaceae. Bases 1 to 483 code for a protein of 160 amino acids. The transcript is spliced from 3 exons.
AUGUGCUACUUCUACAACGAAAAGAUGAUCGAAAACUUCAACAACGAACUCAACAUUUGCACUGCCGAUGAACUAUUCACCAAGAUGCACAUCGGCCUCCACCUCUGCCGCGAAAACUUUGUCAAAUCGCGGAAUUUUAACGAAAGACUCUACGACCGCACUGCUAAGGAGCUACUACAGAAAGUAAAUGUCCACACAUUCUAUCUGGAGUUCGAUACAGAGCGCGCUGGAGGAUUUGAGCCCUUGCAGUACCUCCCACAUAACAAGAAUGUCGUCCUGGGAGUUGUCAGCAGCAAGUACCCGGAGUUGGAGGACUUCGAUGCGACGUUGGCUAGGGUAUAUGAUGCUGCGGGGUAUAUCUCGAAGAGGAGUGGAAGGAGUGAGAGGGAAGCCCUAGAGCAAAUUUGUGUCAGCCCACAGUGCGGCUUUGUGAGCCAUAGUAGUGGGAAUGCUGUUGGGAUGGAUGAUAUGGUGCCAAGAUGA